GCCUUCUCUUCCAUCAGUACCAUUUUGUUGAUCAGCGUUUGAACUGGACUGAAGCUCAGACCUACUGCAGACAGAAAUACACAGAUCUGGCCACCAUUGAAACAUCUGAAGAAAUGGACCAACUCAUGGAAACUGUGUCGUCGGCUGGUUACAAAUCGGGUUUUUGGAUCGGUCUGUACAUUGAAAUCAACUGGAGGUGGUCUGAUGGGUUCAGUGGAAGCUUCACGGGCAACAGUUAUGAGACUUCAGUAAAUCCAUCAAACUGUCUCAGUGAUCAGAUCUGUAUGAUUGUGUACUGGCAUUCCGAGCAUCAUCAUUGGUCUGACUCAAACUGCAGUUCAGUGUUUCCCUUUGUGUGCUACAAUGGAACACAGCAGAAUCCUGAUUAUGUUUUUGUGAAUGAGAGAAUGAACUGGUCCAGCGCUCAGAGAUACUGCAGACACAACUUCACAGACCUGGCCACAUUGAGGAACGAGACAGACUGGACGAAGCUUUAUUCUGUGACACCUAUUGAACAGAAUGUGUGGAUCGGUCUUUACAUAGAUACAAACAUUUCCUGGUCUGAUGGGAGCAACUUCUCCUUCUCCCAAAAACCAACCUCUUCCUCUCUUCAGCCUGGUGUGACCACUGCCAGAUGUGGUUAUCAAUAUAGGCCAAAUACAAAUGACUGGUAUUUGUAUCCUUGUGAAUACAGAUAUCCAUUUGUCUGUUGUGGUCUUCCUAAAGUAUCGAGGCGUGUGAAGCUGAGACUGAAGGUGGAGAACUCUGACCUUCUGAGUGAUGCUGCUGUGAAAGAAAAGCUGCUGGAAAAGCUUCAGGAGAAACUGGAGGAGAACGGAGUGAGUGGAGUGAAGCUGAAGUGGAAACAGACGACUGAUGGAAAAGUCUUCAACCGGGAGAAGAAAAAGAAGACUGAGCUCUGAAAAAUACUUAAUAUUUAUUAAACCUAAAAUUGUUUGAUUUAUUUAUUAAUCUAAUGCUUAAAUUUGUAAAGACAUUUUAAAAUAAAAUCUGAG
Molecule: messenger RNA, 1016 nt
Organism: Oryzias melastigma (Indian medaka)
Lineage: Eukaryota; Metazoa; Chordata; Actinopteri; Beloniformes; Adrianichthyidae
Product: macrophage mannose receptor 1
Exons: 4
Coding region: 114-923 (269 amino acids)
Source: RefSeq, a predicted model, not a curated record